Molecule: messenger RNA, 726 nt
Organism: Penicillium waksmanii
Lineage: Eukaryota; Fungi; Ascomycota; Eurotiomycetes; Eurotiales; Aspergillaceae
Product: GNAT family N-acetyltransferase
Exons: 1
Coding region: 1-726 (241 amino acids)
Molecular function (GO): protein-N-terminal-alanine acetyltransferase activity; protein N-terminal-serine acetyltransferase activity
Source: RefSeq, a predicted model, not a curated record
AUGGCCUCCUCUUCCCGGUUCCAUUUCCCGGUCCAUGCCGUUUCUAAUGAUCGUGUUAAACUUACCCCUCUCGAUCUCGAUCGUCACCUAGACACCUUCUUUCGCCUUUCUGUGUCGCAUCCAGAGCUAUAUGCACAUAUGCCCACUGGACCGUUUAAGUCUUUGGCCGAACUUAAGGCAGAGUUUCUGGACCGAUCGACCAGCCACAUCUUAUCAUUUUCCAAUCCUGAGUCCUUUGCGUUUGCGGUCAUUGAUAAAACACGCCCCGCGUCACCAGAGGACCCUGAAGGUGAACUCGCUGGUACCGUGUCUUUUAUUCGGACGUCGCCUGUUCACCUCUGUACCGAGAUUGGAUUCAUCGUUAUUCUGCCACCAUACCAGCGCAGCCAUGUUGGAACAAACACUGUCGGUCUUGCAUUAAAUUAUGCUUUUGAGACGCCAGAAAAAGGUGGCUUGGGUCUUCGCCGAAUUCAUUGGCAAGCUAGUACGGCAAACCCUGCCAGUGCUAAAUUAGCAGAGAAGAUGGGGUUUGAAAAAAUAGGAUUGACGCCUUGGCAUAUGCGAUUUAUUGGAGGCAAGGAGAAAGGCAAAAUUGGAAACGGGAAGGAGCCACCAGCUGGGACUGAUUCGAAUGACCUGUGGAGAGACACUUUUUCAUUCACCCUCGCCUGGGAUCAAUGGGGGAGUGGGGGAAAGGAGAACGUCGAGCGGAUCUUGAUGAAAUAA